CACGCCUCUGUUCCAUUCGCCACUGGAUUUUGUAGAAGCUCACCACGCGCCUCAACACCACGGCAGAGCAAACAAAAUGACUAAUGACGGGGAAAAAAACUUUAUAAUAUACAGCAGAAAAUAAAAGUAAUAAAAAACAUAACGCCCUUUCUCCAAAACCCUUAAACGAUCCAAUAACAAUCGCUAACGUGAUUCUCAGAUCGACGGGGAACAAUCUCCGCCGCGACAUUCACCUCCAUCGACUCCUCCCUCCCUCCGCCGCAACGCAAUCGAAGAUGACAUCUACCACUACCGCUCCGAAGAUCUCAAUGUUCGGUGCCAAGUCCGGAUUCGUAAUCCCUAAAAACAAGUUAUCCGGAUCACUGAUCCCCAUUUUUCAACGCGGCGGAGGAGGCGCCGGUAAGGAUAACGGAACGCUCGCGAAGCUAGGGAAGAGGAAGACUAAGUGGGGACCUGAUUUGACGCAAGACGUUGCAGUCAAGAAAGGCAGAGUCUUGGCUUACCAGAAACGUUUGGAUCAAAUCACACAGCAGUUGGAAUCAGGAACUCAUGAGGCCGAGGCUGAUAGGGAAACGAACAGUGAUUGUUUGUUUCCUGUCAAGAUUGCUGAACAUCUGGAGUUGGAGAAACGUGAAGCAAUUGGGGAGAUACUUGAGUUGAAUCCGAGGUUCAAGGCUCCACCUGACUAUAAGCCAGUGCUGAAAGAAGCUAGAUUGCCCAUCGAUGUCAAGGAACAUUCUGAUUUUAGCUUUCUAAGUCUCAUAUUUGGUUCCCAAGGUGAUACUCAGAAACAGCUCGAAAAAGAGACUGGAGCCAAAGUGCAAGUUUUUGGUACUAAAACAGGAGGAGAGAAGGUUGAACUCACUCCUUCAGAUGAAAAUGAGAUCCAGACGUCCUGGGAAGAGUUAUAUUUUCAGAUAUCAUCUGAUAUUUACGAAAAAGUAGAUGCAGCUAUUGCUGUAAUUGAGCUGCUUAUCUCUUCAGUGUCUGGAAAUACAGAAGCUGGGGCUGCUCCUUCAUCUUCUAAAUCUGAAGACGUUUCAACCCUUCCAGGCAACAUCAACGCGACUACUACAGACCCAAACUCUGAACAUCCCACUGACAACUCUGUACAACCACCACAAGCUCAAUUCGAAGAUUAUGGUUCCUCUUUACCAUUGGCUUCAAAUCAAGUUCCAUUUCAUCCACCUCUUAAUCCCUCUGUUCCAAGUCUUGGUAAUCGUAUCCCGGAUCAAGAACAGCCAACCAAUCCUCUUUUUGCUCAGCAACCAAUUCCAUUUCAUCAAAACACAUCAUUACGUCCUGACUUUCAAGGCCCUCGUCCACCAGAUCUAUUUUCUUUUAACCUUUCCAGCACACCAAGGCCCUACUCCGUGGUCCAACCAGGUUUUUCGACUGUGCCUCCAUAUUCUGGCAGUCAGAUACAACCACUAGGACCACGAUCUACAAUGAGGCCGUCGACCCUAUCCACUUUCCAACCCGUACCUAACAGUGGAUUUAGACCACCGCUGUUGCCGGAAAUGGUUUCAAGCAACAUGUCCCAGUCAGUACGGCCUCUGGCUCCUAACCUCAGUCUACAUCCGGUAGCUCAUCAGCCAGGUACUGAAAUACCAUCAGUUCCCUUUCCCUCUGGUAUCAGUCUGAAACAUCUAACAGAAUAUGUUUCUGGUGGUUCUCUGCGUCCCAUGUCAGUGUCACCAUAUGUUUCUGGCAGGCUUGCUGGUCCUCUUCCUACUUAUCCUUCCACAAAUACAGCUCCAAGGACAUUUCAAGGCGAUUUCGUUUUCCAUCCACAAUCCCAUAUAUCUCCUAGACCCAACUCUCAAACAGUUCAUCUCCCUCCUCUGGUAUUUCGAGCCCCAUCCGUCAGUCCAGCCUCCCAACAUUUUGGGCAAAGCUUCACAAGAUCACAGCACUUUGGGAGGCAGAUGGAUCAACCCCUGAGCCACCUGCCUGGACCAUUUCACGGUAACGUGAGAUCUUCAAACUUGCAGAGCUUUAGACCUCCAUUGCCUCGGGUGAUGCCUAGGAACUUCCCUGAAGCUCAGUUCCCGCAGCGUUCUGCACUUUUCCCUCCAAGACCAGUGUUCCAUAAUGAUAACCUGAACCCAAAUGGCCAACCACAGAUUCGACACAGGUCUAACGCAGGUGUGCAUCAAGUAUAUGAUCCUUUUUCACCUAGUGACGCAUGAUGACCGGUUAGUGUUUUUUUUCAUUACUGAGGAAAAAGAGAUACCAUUCGAUAUAAUUUUCCUAACAGAAAGUUUCAAAGCAUUGGCUUUGUCUUUUCCAUGUAUAAAUGUUUGUUUUUGUGAAUUUAAUGGUAAAAUUGAAAAUCGUUACAGAAAAUUCAUUUGUGCUUA
Brassica rapa (field mustard) is the source of this 2363-nucleotide messenger RNA. RefSeq names its product protein transport protein Sec24-like CEF. The record is from RefSeq and is a predicted model, not a curated record. Lineage: Eukaryota; Viridiplantae; Streptophyta; Magnoliopsida; Brassicales; Brassicaceae. Gene Ontology annotation, cellular component: nucleus. Gene Ontology annotation, molecular function: mRNA binding. Gene Ontology annotation, biological process: regulation of mRNA splicing, via spliceosome.